AUGGCCGGGGCGGCGGGGAGGAGCCGGACCCGCCCCCGCCCCCGUCGUCUUCGUCCUGCCCCGCAGCCCGGGCCGCCUUCCCCCGGCCCGGCCCGGGUGCUGCCGCCGCUGGGGCUGACCCUGGGGCCGGGGCCCGGGCCCUCCGGCGCCGGUGGGUCGUGGUGCCCGGCCCCCUGCAGCUGCGACGGGGCCCGCCGGGUGGACUGCUCCGGGAGGGGGCUCGCCGCCCUGCCCCCCGGCCUCAGCCCCUUCACCCAGGCCCUGGACAUCAGCAUGAAUAACAUCACUAAGUUGCCAGAAGAUGCAUUUAAAAAUUUUCCCUUUCUAGAAGAAUUACGACUGGCUGGCAAUGAUCUUUCUUUUAUCCAUCCAAGGGCCUUGUCUGGGCUGAAGGAACUCAAAGUUUUAACUCUCCAGAACAAUCAACUGAAAACCGUUCCCAGUGAAGCCAUCAGAGAUCUGGGUGCUUUGCAGUCUUUGCGUUUAGAUGCCAAUCAUAUUACCUCAGUCCCUGAGGAUAGUUUUGAAGGUCUUGCUCAACUAAGGCAUCUGUGGCUAGAUGACAAUAGCUUGGUAGAAGUUCCUGUUCAUCCACUGAGCAAUCUUCCAACUCUACAGGCCUUAACUUUGGCCCUCAACAAAAUUACAAGCAUCCCUGACUUUGCAUUUACCAACCUUUCAAGCCUUGUUGUUUUGCAUCUUCAUAAUAAUAAAAUAAAAACCCUAGGACGGCAAUGUUUUGAUGGAUUAGACAACCUGGAAACCCUGGACUUGAGUUAUAACAAUAUGGGAGAGUUGUCUCAAGCUAUUAAAGCCCUCCGAAGCCUAAAAGAGCUGGGAUUUCAUAGUAAUUAUAUUUCUAUAAUUCCUGAUGGAGCAUUUGUUGGAAAUCCACUCUUACGAACCAUACAUCUGUACGACAAUCCUUUAUCUUUUGUUGGGAACUCAGCAUUUCACAAUUUAUCUGAUUUGCAUUCACUAGUCAUUCGGGGUGCAAGCAUGGUACAGUGGUUUCCCAAUUUGACUGGAACUCUUAAUUUGGAAAGCCUGACCUUGACGGGUACCAAGAUCAGCAGUAUUCCCAAUAAUUUGUGCCAGAAGCAGAAGAUGCUUAGGACCUUAGACUUGUCAUACAAUGAAAUAAAGGAGCUUCCAAGUUUUAACGGCUGCAGUGCCUUGGAGGAAAUCUCCUUUCAACAUAAUCAGAUCAGUGAAAUCAAGGAAGGGACCUUUCAGGGACUGAUUUCCCUCCGUAUCCUCGAUCUUAGUCGAAACCGGAUCCACGAAGUUCACAGUCAGGCAUUCACCAAACUUGGUUCAAUAACUAACUUAGACUUAAGUUUCAAUGAAUUGACUUCAUUUCCCACGGAAGGAUUAAAUGGGCUAAACCAGUUAAAACUUGCUGGCAACUUUCAGUUGAAGGAACCUUUGGCUGCAAAGGACUUUGUGAAUCUCAGGUCUUUAGCUGUUCCGUAUGCCUAUCAGUGCUGUGCCUUUUGGGAUUGCAACUCGUAUUUGAAUUCAAACACAGGAGAUGUCAGCCUCCGGGAUCAUAAUGCGUCCCUAAGCCAUGAUAAAGGUUCAGUUGAUGCCACUGAUAUCACAAUCAGUGUGGAAAAUGAAGAGCACAGUCAAACAAUAAUUCAUUGCGUCCCCUCAACAGGUGCAUUUAAGCCUUGUGACUAUUUACUGGGCAGUUGGAUGAUCCGUCUCACUGUCUGGUUUAUUUUCCUAGUUGCUCUGUCGUUCAACCUGCUUGUCAUUUUAACUAUAUUUGCGACACGUACUCCACUGCCUUCAUCCAAACUGUUCGUAGGCCUGAUUUCCGUGUCUAAUUUAUUCAUGGGCAUCUACACCGGCAUAUUAACUUUCCUGGAUGCCGUCUCCUGGGGACGAUUUGCCGAAUUCGGCAUUUGGUGGGAGACUGGCGGCGGCUGCAAAGUUGCUGGGUUUCUUGCGGUGUUCUCAUCCGAAAGUGCCAUAUUUUUGCUGAUGCUGGCAGCCAUCGAACGGAGCUUGUCUGCGAGGGAGAUCUUCCAGAAGGGGAAAAGCAACCGUCUUAAGCAAUUCCAGAUCGCUGCCAUGUUUGCUUUUCUCUGUGCCACAGUAGCAGGUUGCUUGCCGCUCUUCCACAGAGGGGAAUAUUCGGCCUCCCCCCUCUGCUUGCCCUUCCCCACCGGAGAGACCCCUUCCUUGGGCUUUACGGUCACCUUGGUACUUCUAAACUCGUUAGCGUUUUUGCUAAUGGCCAUCAUCUACACUAAACUUUAUUGCAACUUGGAAAAAGAGGACCUCUCCGAGAACUCGCAGUCCAGCGUGAUUAAGCAUGUUGCCUGGCUCAUCUUCACCAACUGCAUCUUUUUCUGCCCCGUGGCGUUUUUUUCAUUUGCGCCACUGAUCACUGCGAUCUCUAUCAGCCCUGAGAUAAUGAAGUCUGUCACUCUGAUAUUUUUCCCAUUGCCGGCUUGCCUGAACCCGGUCCUCUACGUCUUCUUCAACCCCAAGUUCAAGGAAGACUGGAAAUUACUGAAGCGCCAUAUCACCAAGAGAAACGGAUCAGUGGCGGUUUCCGUCAACAGCCACGGCGGGUGUGUGACGCAGGAUUUCUACUACGACUGCGGCGUGUAUUCGCACCUGCAGGGCAACCUGACUGUGUGUGACUGCUGCGAAUCGUUUCUUUUAACAAAGCCGGUAUCUUGCAGACACUUAAUAAAGUCACACAGCUGCCCUGCGCUAGCAGUGGUACCUUGCCAAAGAUCAGAUGGCUAUUGGUCUGACUGCGGGACCCAGUCCGCUCAUUCUGAUUACGCGGACGAGGAGGACUCCUUUGUUUCGGACAGUUCGGACCAAGUGCAAGCUUGUGGGCGUGCCUGCUUCUAUCAGAGUCGAGGAUUUCCUCUGGUCCGCUAUGCUUACAAUAUACCAAGAGUUAAAGACUGAAAAGAUUUGUUGUUAAAUUAUUCCUUUCACCCACUCUCUUUUGUUUUUUAAGUAUAAUGCUUCCGAGGUUACUCCUUCUGAAUUGUCAUCCAGAGACCCUUCUGUAGUUCCUUGCUGCCUGGUGUCCCCUGAAAGAAGAGAAGUGGGCAGUAAACUUUUCCAGACGUGGGUUUUCAGAGGAUAGGUGUCUAAAUUGAAAUUGGGUAGAAGAAAAACGUACAGCCUCGUAUAUUUAUCCUUGCUAAGCCGUGCCGUGUGUCAUUUCUUUUGAAAAGUUUUCUUCAAGGCUUUCGUGUUGUACUCUGUUGUACUUUGCUUCAUCUGGUCUGUGAGAAGCAAGUUUUCCACUUUUCCCAGUGAAGCACAAUAUAAAGGACAGCUGUUAAUAGAGAAAUUUAUUUUUAAAUGUGACUUUCUGCAAUUGAAGACUAAAAAAAUCUCUUGCUAGGUCUGUAUAGUAAUUCAGCAUUAUUGAUCUCAGGAAUCUUACUGCAGGGCCAAAAGAGGGAUUAGUUCCCCAAAUAGAACUGUGAGAGUGAUGGAGUCAUAACCUAUAUUUACGGAUGUGUAUUUUUCUUUCUCUAGAUUUGAUCUGCUAGGGUAACGAACUUUAUUUCAGCAAUCUAUGAACCCUGGUAUCUGUGUACGUGAAACAGGGAAAUUAACAGCUGUCAGAAAUAGUAGAACCAAAUUCAUUUUUGGUAGUCGCACAUUGUUUAGGUUGAAACCGCGGUAACUUUUUUCCAGUAUUGUGUGAUAGACCCAUUCCCGGAGAAUAGCGAGGCCUCGAUGUUCUAUGGAUUUAGCUCUGAAGGAGGACUUUUUUUAAAUGUGUAGAGAGACUCUUCAACUUUAUGCAUUCAGAACGGAAAUUUCACAGUAUCUUUGGCCCAGUUGUGAUUUUGUAUCCAGAAGUGGAUGGAAAAGACACCUCUGCACAAUCCAACUGCAUUUUGCGUUAUGCUGAAAGCAAAAGUUCAUUGUGAGGAAUAAUUUCAUGUACUUGGGUGGAAUUGGGAGUAAUUAUAGUUUAAUCUUAUAAUAACUUUGAUUUUUAUAUAGCGCUUUUCCUGAGAACUCAAAACAUUUUCCUAUUCUGACAUAGUGCCUAAACUACUCCCAGGAUGGAAACUUAGCAAUUUUAGAGCUGUUAACAGAUGUCACAGGGGACUGCAGCAGUCAUUUACCAAUCGCCACAGAAUGGGUGGAUUUUCCAGCUUCGGAAGGUUCCAGGUUGAACCUGGGCCGUGUUCAUGGGCUCCACUGGCCAGAAGAUGGUCGGGGACAAUUCAUAAAGGGUAGGUGGUGGGGGAAGUAUAUGGAAAAAAAAAGGAAAAUGGAAAAAACGGAAAAUUAAACCUUUUGGUCUGGACACCACAGGAAGUCUCCUUUGUAAAAUCUAUAAAUGUUUCCGGACUUUUGUCUAACAGUAUAUUCAACCAGCAGCAAAUCCACUGCCGUACCAGGAAUUCUGGAAAUAUUCGUUUUUAGAAGUUGUAAGCUAGAUGGCCAUUUUAAGAAUAAAAACUGUACAUACUGUGCAUACAAUGAAUUUUUAUCUUUGCUUUGUAAAUUAUUUGAUAGGACACACCUGAUGGGAAAUGUGGCUUCAGUUUAUUUCAUUAAUAAAAGCUACCUCCUCAACUAUAGUGGCUGUGAGUAGUGGAAUGUUAAAUUGUGAUUUAUAUACUUUGGGGGCAUUGUAAAUAGUAAUGGUUGUACAUUGUCAAUGUAAUAAACAGAAUCUUUGUAUAUCAAAAUUAUGUAGUUGGUACAAACUA
Messenger RNA from Tachyglossus aculeatus (Australian echidna), 4721 nucleotides. It is a transcript of the gene LGR4, whose product is annotated as leucine rich repeat containing G protein-coupled receptor 4. Gene Ontology annotation, cellular component: membrane. The transcript is spliced from 19 exons. Bases 1 to 2940 code for a protein of 979 amino acids. NCBI's taxonomy places the organism in Eukaryota, Metazoa, Chordata, Mammalia, Monotremata, Tachyglossidae. The record is from RefSeq and is a predicted model, not a curated record. Gene Ontology annotation, biological process: G protein-coupled receptor signaling pathway. Gene Ontology annotation, molecular function: protein binding; protein-hormone receptor activity; G protein-coupled receptor activity.